This is a messenger RNA of Haliotis rubra (blacklip abalone), 666 nucleotides long. RefSeq lists its product as uncharacterized. The record is from RefSeq and is a predicted model, not a curated record. NCBI's taxonomy places the organism in Eukaryota, Metazoa, Mollusca, Gastropoda, Lepetellida, Haliotidae. The coding region runs from base 1 to 666 and encodes 221 amino acids. The transcript is spliced from 2 exons.
AUGGCGCACGGUAGGGGUACGAGUCUUUUUGUAGGUCACGGAAAGAGGCGAGUAGUUACGAAUGUUCGCUUCCUAGCCACUGGUAAUUCCUAUGCAAGUCUACAGUACAGCUUCAGAGUUGAAGUUAGUUCAAUCUGCCAGUUCUUACCAGAGGUCUGCAAAGCCACCAUUGAGGUCUACAAGCACGAAGUAUUCAGGUACAGCAAAACUGAAGAGGAGCGGAAGGAGGUUGCUGAAAGUUUUAGUUCCAGAUGGAACUACCACAACUGUCUGGGGGCUGUGGACGGCGAGAAGCCAGCCAAAGCUGGGUCAUGUUACUACAAUUAUAAGGGCUUCCACGGCAUUGUACCCAUGGCCCAUGUAGAUGCUGGUUACAAGUUCGUGUAUGUUGAUGUUGGGGCAGAGGGUGGUGCUUCAGGUGUAGGAACAUGGAAGAACUGUACUUUGCAUGAAGCUGUCGAUGACAACCAAGCCGGACUGCCUGGACCAACUCCACUCCCUAAUGAUGAUAAGCCUGUACCAUAUCAUUUCGUAGCCGAUGAAGCAUUUGCACUCAGAACUUGGCUGAUCAAACCAUUCUCUCAUCGCUCCCAGAUUCACCGAGAAAUUAUCUAUGGUCCUGCUCUUCCUCUGGUUGUCUUCUUCUUCUUGGCAGGCAUCUUGUAG